Molecule: messenger RNA, 6797 nt
Organism: Drosophila sulfurigaster albostrigata
Lineage: Eukaryota; Metazoa; Arthropoda; Insecta; Diptera; Drosophilidae
Gene: Octbeta3R
Product: octopamine receptor beta-3R
Exons: 9
Coding region: 1652-5632 (1326 amino acids)
Biological process (GO): adenylate cyclase-activating adrenergic receptor signaling pathway
Cellular component (GO): membrane
Molecular function (GO): octopamine receptor activity
Source: RefSeq, a predicted model, not a curated record
UUGCUGUCCAGUUUCCAGUGUAAGCAGACUCCAUAGCGGAUCAGCAAUCGAAACAGCAACGAGACAUAAUCAUCAUCAUCAGCAUCGGACGGCAAUUGUUGCAAUAGAGAAGCAGAAACAGAAACAGAAACAAAAACAAUAACAUCAUCAGCAAGUGUGGCAACAAUUGAAACCUGUGACCACUUGUCACACAUGUGUUGCAAAAAAGGGAACUAAGUUGCCACUGACAGUUGCCGGCAUUGCCGCUGGCGUUUGUGUUAACGUUAACAUUGGCGUCUGACUCAAGUGCCACUCCAGCGACAGGCGACAGGACUGUGUCAGGACAUCGGCCGUAUAUAUCAGACGCUCUGUACAUGUGCGUGCGUGUUUCGAUUUUGGCUUUGGCUUUGGCCGCAGCUCGUAAACCUCGUCCUAAACAAAAACCGAUACAAAACUCUACGUGAAUUGUGUGUGUCCGUGUCCGUAUUUCUUUGUAUCUGUAACUGUUCGCUGUACGCUGUGUCGAUGUCCGUGUAUCCCUGGAGUGAGCGAGUGUGUUUGUGUGUGUGUGUUCGUGUAGCGUCUUGUACGUGUUUACGUUCGCUCGCUGGCUGAAACGUGCGGCAACUUGCGGCCAGUUGUGAGUACCAAAAAAAAAGAAAGAACAAAAACAGAAAGAAAUUCCGUUCUUACAAAUCGAUUUCGCUCAUUCGGUUUUUACUUGCGAAUGGCCAUAAAAAUAGCACAGACUUCGGCAUAAUGACAAAUUAAAUUGUUUGCACACAGCUAUCCAAAUCGUUAAAAACAAAAACCAAAUCGCAAAAACAACAUCAGAAAGCAAGCAAGCAAAUACGCGCAAUCGAAAACGAGAAAAAAAAGAUACUAAAAAUGUUGGAGAAGCGCGUGUAGGAACUUUUGCGCUGAUAUCAACAAUAAUAACAAUAACAACUACAACAAGAACAGCAAUAAACUGCGAUAAAAGCAACAGACAAACAGCAAACACACAAAAACAAAAAAAAGUUUCAUUCUCGUGUUGCAAACGCCACAAGCAACAGCCGCGCCUCCCUGCCACAAGGAUUCAAAUACACACACACACACGCAUACCACCUACAUCACAUAACAAAACGCAAAUCAAGAACGACAAUGACAAGGACUCCGAUGGCGAUGCCGAGACUUUCAGACUCAUCCACCGUUGUCGUCUACUGCUACUACUACAGUUCGAUAAACAGCUUUGGCUCCAGCCUCUUAACCUCGUGCCACGGCGUUCAUCAAUCGAGUCGUCGAUUAUUGAGCGUUUGAGCGUUACAGUAAAACUCGGCCAACAUUUGGAGCAGCUCAAAUAAACGCCAGCAAAGCGGAGAGUCAAUAAGGAAGAACGAUAGGGGCGACUGGGGACAAUCGACAAGCGAUGGCAUCGUGUCCUGGCAAAGCACUAGGCAAACACUCAAUGUCGCUGCUGCUAUUGACGUUGCCGUCGUCGAGCAUCUCGACUACCAGUUGAUGAGACUGCCAGACCGAGACUGCGACUGCGACAGCGACGUUGAACCCUGACACGCUUGUUUGCUUUUCAAAUUGCAAUUAUGCUCGCGAGCAAAAAAAAGGUUUUGGUUACGAGCGAGCGAAGCAACUACGUCGAACGUUUUAAUCAACGCAGCAGCAAUAAAUUGAUACAAUGACAACGCUUAGCAGUUAUCUCAGCCCAAGCACUGCCAUCAACUUGGCAACAACAGCAGCGCCAAUAUCAACAGCAGCAGCAACGACAGCAGCAACAACAACGGCUGCUGCAGCGACAACAGCAACUGCUAGAACAAGAAGGCCAAGCAAAUCGAUGACAACAUUUGUUGUUGGUGGUGCUGCCUUAAACGCAACAGCGACGACAACUACGACAACAAUAACUGGUAGUAGCAGCAGCAGCGGGAGCAACUUCUUACUGACUGCAGCAACAAAAACAUUGACAACAACUGCAGGCAAAACACGAGCAACUGCCGCAACAACAAUAUCAACAACGACAGCAGCAAAUUUGCCAACAACAACAUCGCAAUUUGUGGAUGCCUCGUUGACUUCACUGUCAUUAACGGCAUCGUCGUCCGCCACCUCCUCUGCCUCCUCAGCCGCCAUCGCAACCGUCCCAACAAGCUCCACCACCGCCUUGGAGCUGUUCUCGACAGUCGCCAGCAACAUGACGGCAAAUGCAAAUGCCAAUAUCAGCAGCCAAAUCGAACCCAGACUCGAAGAUAGUUGGGUCGAUGUUUCGCUGCUGCUGUUUAAGGGCUUCAUAUUCUCGUCAAUUAUCCUGGCCGCUGUGCUGGGCAACGCGCUGGUCAUCAUUUCGGUGCAGCGAAAUCGAAAGUUGCGCGUUAUAACAAAUUACUUUGUUGUGUCACUCGCGAUGGCCGACAUGUUGGUAGCCCUCUGUGCGAUGACAUUUAACGCAUCCGUUGAGCUGUCCGGCGGCAAGUGGAUGUUUGGCCCCUUCAUGUGCAACGUGUACAACAGUUUGGACGUUUACUUCUCCACAGCGAGCAUACUGCAUCUUUGUUGCAUAUCGGUGGAUAGAUAUUAUGCCAUAGUCCGACCACUGGAAUAUCCACUGAAUAUGACUCACCGAACUGUCUGCUUUAUGCUGGCAAAUGUCUGGAUAUUGCCUGCCCUCAUCUCGUUUACGCCCAUCUUCCUGGGCUGGUAUACGACCGAGGAGCAUCUGCGUGAGGUCUCAUUGCGUCCGGAUCAAUGCACAUUUGUGGUCAACAAGGCCUAUGCACUCAUCUCGAGCUCAGUCAGCUUCUGGAUACCUGGCAUUGUGAUGCUGGUCAUGUACUGGCGCAUCUUCAAAGAGGCUGUGCGUCAACGCAAGGCAUUAAGUCGCACCAGCUCGAACAUCCUGUUGAACAGCGUGCACAUGGGACACACGCAACAGCCCACCAAUCUGAGCUAUUUGCAUCCAAGUGACUGUGAUCUGAACACUAAGUCAGCUAGAGAAGAGACCAUCAGUGCAGUCAGCAAUUUGGAGGACAUGCUGCAGACGGCCACCGAUGAGGACGAUGAUAAGGACGAGUGCGAUGAACUGCGUGUGCCAUCGCCGCCACCGAGGCGUCUAAGCCGCAGCAGCAUCGACUUGCGUGACCUCGAGCAGGAGCGUUACGAGAAGGUCACGCACACGGACAGCGCACCAUCGAUGAUGGCUCUGCAGCAACAGUUGGCGCCGAAUCAACUCCAGGCACCGGUUCCAGUUUUUAAUCCACAAAUCUGGAUUGAAACGCUCGUUGGCAAGACGCCGCCACAGUUGCAACCAGCAGUGGCUGCUGUGGCGGCAGUGCAACAACAACUGAGCCUGACAAGCGGCAGCGGUAACAGCGAACAGGAACCGGAGUCAACGGCCUAUCGUGUCUUCGGGCUGAACAGCGAUGAGAGCGAGACCAACGACCACUAUGAGACACACUUGCCGCUGGCCGAGGACAACAAGGAGCUGAAGCGACUCAUCGAGGACAAUUAUCUGUACUUCAAGAAGCAAACGGGGGCGGCAAGUGGCAAGUAUGCGGCGCUCAGUGAAUCCGAUUUCAUACGUUUGAAGUCGGGUGCCGCUGCCACUGGCCACAAGGCAUUUGCGGCAAGUGACUCGGAAUUCUUGCGCACCAUCAGUGAAUCAAAGACGGCGGCGUCUUCGACUCAAGUGGCGGCCAAGGAGAAGGGCUUCAAUUUCAUGGCGCUGCUGGCGAAAACCAAACGCUCCAGCACCGAGUGUUUUGCCCUCGAAAAGAAGCGACAACAGGCCAACUCCGAGGGUUCCAGUUUCUUUAGGCGUGCCCGCAAUCGCAAGCUAUCGCAUAGUUAUAAUGGCGCCGGAGCUGGCGGCAGUGGCGGCAAGGAACGUAAACUUGAGCAGCGAACGCGACAGCACAGCGACACCGAUUCGACGCCCAACAAGCCGGACAUACUGCUGGACAUUAAUGUGCUCAGCGAGCAGAAUGCCGCGGCAGUGACUGCAACCGAUGGCCAACUGAUCAAGCAAUUCAGCGACGGUUUGCAGUUGAUUGACUUUGGCAGCAAUGGCAACGAUGUUGGCUGCGUCACCAGCGAUGAAUUGGCUCAGCUAGCCGAUUGCUUUGUGGACUCACCCAAACAACCGGCGACUCCGCCGCCAUCGUUGUCGCCACCAGCUGCCGAGCUGGUCGAACAGAGCGGCAUGCUGAUCGCAAACAGCUCGGAGCUGGCUGAAAUCUUUCGCUCGCUGAGCUUCCCUUUGGGCGGCGAGCAGUCAAUAAAGUCGCGACGGCAGCCGCAACGCAUGAGCACGCUGAGUGAUCAGGUGUGCGCCAACUAUUUGAUGUCCCCACCGAAUACGCCAGCGGCAGCUGCUGUGAAUGCUGCCAACUGUGGUGCACAACAGUCGGCAUCCAUCAACGUGUACUUCCUGUCGCCGCCACCGCACGCAGCCGGCUAUACGCCAAGUGACACCUCCACUGUAUCGUUGGACGUGGUCACCACAUUACCGGUGCCGCAGACAACAACAACAGCAGCAACAGCGGCAGCAGCAGCAGCAGGAGCAACGUCCACGUCACAGCAACAGCAACAGCAUCCACUCAACAUAUCACCCAAGCCCGAAAUAAUACUCGACUCGACGCUCUCGCCGGUGGACAGUGGCAACGACAUUGGCGAGAACAAGGAUGUCACCUCGCCGCUGUUGAAGCGUAAAGAUAGCACCACUGAUGCGGAUGUGAGCGCUUCCGGCGGUGGGCGGCAACGUUGCAGCAUACUCACCGGUUACGAGGGCAUUCAGACGGUGCGCAAACGACAGGAUUCGGUGGUUACCUACGAUGUCAACGUCAUCAAUUUCUCGCAGGAGCACAGCGACAGUCGCAGCUACAUUCCCAUGGGACGUGUCUCCACCAGCUCGGCGAAACCCGAAUUUUCCAAUAAAUCCUCGCUAAUACGACGCGGUGGCAUCUGCAUUUUUGUGGAUGAAGACGAGGCCGAGAUCAUUGAGCAAAAACCACGCGGCAUUACAUUUGCUCCGGCCGCCAGCCCGCUGCCCAAAUGUCCGCUCUGUGGCGCCGAGAUCACCGUCACCACAGGCACCACAAGCUCCACAACUACAACCACCAAAAUUGCCAACACCACCACAACCACCACCACCACCGACACCAACACCUCAGUCAGUGCAAGUAGUAAACGUAGUUGUCACGACCCAGAUGCAGCUCUGGCUGAUGGGCAAACUCCGAGCACACGUUCACGCUUCUGGCACAAACGAAAGGCGGCCGUCGCAGCAUUUUGGCAGCAGAAUAAGAACCGGAAGCGGCGCUUCAAAACCGGAUGUAGUCACUGUGGUGCAACCGGCGGAUCAGUGCGACCCGCGAAAGGUUGGAAGGCCGAACACAAAGCUGCUCGCACUUUGGGCAUUAUAAUGGGUGUCUUUCUGCUCUGCUGGCUGCCCUUUUUCCUUUGGUAUGUCAUCACAUCGCUUUGUGGCGCCGCCUGUCCCUGCCCCGAUGUCCUUGUGUUGGUGCUAUUCUGGAUUGGCUACUUCAACUCAACACUCAAUCCGCUCAUCUAUGCCUACUUCAAUCGAGACUUUCGCGACGCCUUUCGCAACACGCUGGAGUGUGUGCUGCCCUGCCUGGAGAAGCGCAAUCCCUACAACGCAUACUAUGUCUAGACUCAAGAAUCCUCUUUUCAAAAGGUACCCCCUUUAAUAGAGUGUCAGCAUAAGUGAUAUUAAUAUCUCUUAAUCACCCAAAAAAUAACAAAAUAAGAACAAUCCCAAUUCAUGCAUAAACAACUUAGUUAAAGCCUUUAAGCUAAGCAAUACUCAAUGUGUGUUUGUUACGUAUACGUAUGUACUCUACUUAUAUUAUAUAUUAAAUAUACUCUACUCUAGUGUAUUUAGCUAGCAUAAGUAACAUAUGCUUGGGACUCGUAAGUUGUAUGUCUGCCUGUAACCCCCAGUUAAGGCUGCACUUUUGAUUGUGUGUGAGUGUCUACAAAUAAAUAUACGUAAUAUCGAAGUUUAUAUGGUAUGUCCCGUAUUUAUAAGUUCUAAUUUAUAGCAAAAAGAAAAAGAAAAACGAUUCCGUGUAAUCGAAGCAAUUAAGUAAAAGCCACUAGCAAAUACAAAAAGAGUGAAUAAUACAAUUUAGCAGAAAAUUACAAAAAUAAGUUAUAAACAACAAUUCUUCGGCGCAUCCUCGAAGUUUAAGUACUCUUUCCAGUUAGUUCUAGUAGAGCAAAAGUGUUCAAGCAUACGAAGAAUCAAGGUAUACGCCCAAAGACUAUACUAGAAGAUCAUCGAGUAUGAAUAUCGAUUAAUUAAAUUAGAUCUUUUAACAUAUAUAAAUAAAUUUGAAGUGUUAAAUGUUCUCUUGGAAAGAGUAUAAGCAUAGUUAUAAUUUUUGGUGUAAAACGCAUAUACAUAUUAGAUUAUCAAAAUAUUAUUAUAUUAUACAUGUAUUCGUCUUGAAACUAACUCAAUUGUCUGGCGUCAUAAAGAAUUUUCAAGCUUAUUGACAAUCUAUCAAAACAAAAAAAAAUUUAUAAAAAUCAUUGUUAUUUUUUAUUUGGUUUAUAAUAUAUAUGGUUUCCUUUUUGAGUUAAAGCUACUUUUGUGAUACCUAGUGAAGGGCACUUAAAUUUAUCCAAGCUUUUGAGUUACAAAUUUGUUUAAAGAUUUCUAUGGGCAUUGCAAAUAUUAUGUUUAAGGCGAAGCGAACCGAAAUGCAAUCUUGACUAAUAUACAACAUAAUACUAAAUUACUAUAAAUAUAAAGACAAAUAUGUAUAAUUAUUUCUAUGUAUUUACUUGCUGAAACCUAAAUAAUUGCAUAU